This is a messenger RNA of Haliotis rufescens (red abalone), 1218 nucleotides long. RefSeq names its product putative nuclease HARBI1. Bases 1 to 663 code for a protein of 220 amino acids. The record is from RefSeq and is a predicted model, not a curated record. Lineage: Eukaryota; Metazoa; Mollusca; Gastropoda; Lepetellida; Haliotidae. The transcript has 4 exons.
AUGCCAACUGGACAAGAUGCAGACAAGAUCAAGAGAAUGUUCUUCCAAAUUGCAGGUUUCCCCAAUGUUCUGGGCUGCUUAGAUGGAACCUUCAUCCGCAUUAUAGCACCCUCAAGGAAUGAAGUCGAUUAUUUGAAUCGUAAAGGAUUUCACUCGCUCAAUGUUCAGAUGAUAUGUGAUGCCAACUACAAGUUCCUCAAUUGUGUUGUGAAGUGGCCAGGGAGUGUCCAUGACAGCCGCAUCAUCCGGGACAGUAAAAUCAGCGUUGCUUUUGAAAAUGGAACAUACAAGGGCUUUCUUCUUGGAGACUCGGGAUAUCCAUGCAAGUCAUACUUAAUGACACCUUUCCUCACAACCUCAUGCCGGGCUGAAGAAAGAUAUAACAGAAGUCACUGCAGAACUAGAGUUUUAGUCGAACAGAGUUUUGGAAUUUUAAAACGAAGAUUUUCUUGCUUACCCAGUGGAUUAAGAACAACACCUCAAAAUGCUUGUAAAAUUAUAACUGCCUGCGUGAUUCUACAUAAUAUUGGUAUUGAUAGAAAAGAUAUAAUAAAUGUUGAUCAUGAUGAUAUUGACACGAAUAAUAAUGUCAUUGUCCAUGUUGCUGAUGAAUGGACAGGUAGCAAUGUUCGUAAAAACCUGUGCCAGCAGUUUUUCAGCUAAAUGUUUGUAAUAUGGAAUACUUUAAGUGGGAAGGUGGCAAGGGAUUGGCUUGUUCAAUUUUCUCUAGAUUAUCAAUGUAAAUUGCAACUGACAUUUACUGACCUAUGCAUAAAUGCAUUGAUGCUAUCUGUAUUUGAUGUAGCUCCCAACUGUUUUGAUACAUAGAUGAUUGUAUUUGUGGUCAAAAGAAUUUUGCUAUUAACAAUUUGUUUGAUAAUGCUGGUUAAUAUCUGGUAUCUUCCUGCUUCUUCUAAUACUUGUGUACAGGUAAACAGGAGCUAUUAGACAGCCCAGAUAUAGUCAGGGAUGAGUGACUUUGCUAGUUAGACAAAGUAGGUAUGUGGAUCCGUCAAUGUUACUGUCCAUAGGAAUGCAUGAAAAUAAUAAUAAUAAUAAUAAUAAUGAUAUAGUUUAUUAAUGUGUCAUGUGUACAUAAUACACCUGGCCAUUACUGGCCUAAAAGACACUCCUAAAAUUAUACAAUCAAUGAAAUACAUAAAUAAAACAUUAUAACUAAUAAUAUCUUUAUAUGUAUACAGCAACCCCACCACCUAC